AUGCAAAUCUUCGUCAAGAACGCCGCCGGCCGCUCGGUGGCUGUGCGCGUGUCCGCCGAGGACACCGUCGCCUUCCUCAAGGCUCAGGCCAACGUGACGCAGGGCAACCUCUUCUUCGCGGGCAUGUGCCUCGCCGAGGAGGCGACGCUCGCCGCUUACGGUCUGUCCAAGGAGUCCACCGUCGACGUGGUCAUCCCGGUGGAGGGUGGUAAGGGCAAGAAGAAGAAGAAGCGCAUCUUCACGAAGCCGAAGAAGCCGACGCACCGCCACAAGCUGGAGAAGAUGCGCGCACUCAAGUACUUCAAGGUGACAGAGAACGACGACGGCUCCUACAAGGUGGAGCGUACGCGCCAGGACUGCCCGCACCCUCAGUGCGGCGCCGGCGUGUACAUGGCCCAGCACAAGGACCGUCAGUACUGCGGCAAGUGCCACCUCACCUACAAGGCGGAGAGCAAGUAG
Molecule: messenger RNA, 459 nt
Organism: Leishmania mexicana MHOM/GT/2001/U1103
Lineage: Eukaryota; Euglenozoa; Kinetoplastea; Trypanosomatida; Trypanosomatidae
Product: putative ubiquitin/ribosomal protein S27a
Exons: 1
Coding region: 1-459 (152 amino acids)
Biological process (GO): translation
Cellular component (GO): ribosome
Molecular function (GO): protein binding; structural constituent of ribosome
Source: RefSeq, a predicted model, not a curated record